CCCCCGUUAUGGUAGCUCAUGUGUGGUAAUUGACAAAUCGCACCUGCUGGUGGUAGGUGGUUGUGGUGGUCCAAAUUGUAUUUAUAAUGAUGCUUGGCUCCUUACGUUCGACUUGACGCUGCAAAAUGCGUGGGAAUGGAAACAAAUCAAUAUCACAAAUCCGAAGUCAGGUCCGUCUCAACUUUGGUGCCGCCCAGCAUGUCCAAUUGGACGGAAUCUUGCGUGUAUAAGUUAUGCAAGAAAGAGCAGUGGGUAUAACACGAUCAGUUUAAAUUCGUGCCCAGCACCGCUCCAAGUUACUUCAAGAAACCCAACCCAAUUGCCACCGCAUCCAGCGAAUAACGUCACGCUACAGUCUUCUUGUAUAAGGAAUAACAUGGAUCCCACAUCGAAUGAGAAAUUGAAUUCUUCGGGUUGUCAAUCGUCUACCUCUUCAUUACAUGCUAAAAACCAUUUAAAACAUAGCAGUGGUGUCUCUGGUAUUUCACCAGGAAGCUUGGAAAAACAUUGGUAUCAUAAAAGGCGUUUAGGGAAUGCUUGUGUUUAUAUACUCGAUACCGCACGAGUUUUGGAGGACUGUACAGUAACAUGGCGCCAACAAGAAGUCGAUUUGAACGCACCAGAUGAUACGAUGCUCUAUUCGUUGUGUGCUGGUCGAGGAGAGUUGAUAAUGUUUGGUGGAAUGCGUAGCGAUAUGCAAAGUGAUAAUUGCCAUCCAUUUACGCAUACAAUUAGUAAUGAUAUUUAUAUACUGAGUCCUGCUCGUUUACUAUAA
This is a messenger RNA of Cercopithifilaria johnstoni, 775 nucleotides long. The record is from the annotation of a GenBank genome assembly. NCBI's taxonomy places the organism in Eukaryota, Metazoa, Nematoda, Chromadorea, Rhabditida, Onchocercidae.